AUUAGAAACUGAUGCAUGGAUCCAUGACUCGAAAGCCAACUUUUUUUUCUCUCUCUUUCUUCAUUUCGUUUGAAAAGAAUAUGUAUCUAAAAAUAAUUUGAACAAAAUCUGACCCUAUUUUUGUUGUGCUAAAAUCAAAAAUGAAACAACAAUACCAACAACAAUAACAGCAGCAGCAGCAGCAGCAGCAAAACUUCUUCAAAGACGUUCUGUUCAACGGUCGACUUUGACUAUACAGUAUAGUCUAAUGUUGUUGUGUAUAUCUGGCAAUUUGUAUCUAUUCGAAUGAAGAGAAGAGAAAGAAAAAUGAGGCGACUGCGAUGCGUUGCAUAUGGGCUCGUCUUGCCACGCACAACCGCAGCCUUCCUUUCAGAAUCAACGAUUCGUUUCUUUGCGACUUUCGUUCAUCGUACACUGUGUGUUUUUUUCCUAGCUAUUUAUUUUCGUGUGUGACUAAAAAGAGAAAAGAAGAGAUUUGCCGGUACAAAAGAACUCGUUUAUAGAUAUAUCUCUUUGUGAGAGGCGUUUCACAGUUUGUCAAAUGACGAAAAUUUGAGAACACAAGCAACACAGAGUACAAUCGGCUAUCCUACGAUCUUACUCGCUAAAUUCCGUUUUUUUUCUCAUUGAGAUUUUUAGAAUCACCUUCGAACGAUCGCCGAGCGAAUUUCUCACAGGUUAUCGACCAAAAUGGAAAACAAUUCUGCGCUUGAAAUACGCAAACUUGUUCAUGCGUCAAUCGAUUUCAAUAACCAUAACAUACUUUCUCAUACUUGAGAGCAUGUUUGUGUGUGCGUGUGGUUUUUGAUUAGGUCAAUAUCUUCAUCGGCGUUCCCACUGUUUACCAUUUCCGUACAUUUCUUUCUAUUCUUGGCGCUGGUUCGCAUAUUCGCAUCGGGCCAAAUCGUCGAAAGCGUCAAAAUAUACAACGAAAAAGAAAAAUAGUUUGACAAAAGCAAUUUGACCACCGACAAUAUUAAUCGCAUUAGUAUUCGCACACAUGAGCGGCGCUCAUUCAAAUGGAUACGACACAAAUUUUCGAGAAAAAAAAAUUAUUGCUGAAUUUUUGUUGUUUGAUGUGACGAGAAAAAAAAAACACCACCAAAUGUUUAUAUUAUAUAUAAAUUGUUGUUUGCAUCAGGGCAUAUUUUAAGGAAUUCCGAGGAACUACCGGAAAAAUAUAAAAAGAUGAAAAUGCGGCAAACUAUAGGCAGGGUACACAUUUUUUUUUAAAUUUACUUCGGCCUAUAUGGGCAUAUACAUUUAAAAAGCUCAUGAUCGUAACAUGAAAAAUGUGAAUUUUAAAUACGUUUUUCCUGCGAAAAUGAUAAGAGAUAAUGAAUUAGUGUGUUCAACAAAGCUUCGGAGCCUAACUAAUUCUAUAACUUUGUUGGAGAUAACAAUUCGUUAUCUCUUAUUAUUUUCGCAAAUUUCAUGUAACGUUUGACGUUUCUAUUGAAGCGACAAUUCAUGUUACGGUUUUAAAAAACAAAUUAACUGUAAUAAUGCGAAUUUUAUUCUCAGCUCACGAUUAAACUAUCAAUGUCGCGUGCAUCGCAAUAAAAUUGACACCGAAUGAUUUGCUACUUUCAAUAUCGCAUUAUUUUUUCGUAUUCUGCUCGUUGAGCAUUGCAAAGUGUUCGGUAGCAGUACCGUAACUCUUUUCGGAAAAAAUCUCCAUUUCAUAAUUUUUUUAAUAAAUCGCUUUGAUUUCUUUCCAGCAGAUGCAGCACUCUUUAUUUAUCUUUGCGGUCUCCGUUAUCUAAAAUAAUGCUCGUCAAAAUGCAUAGAACCGAUAUAAUAUUGCUUCUAAAUAAUAUCGGCUUAAAAUAAGUUUUUAGCAUCGUUAGAAGCAAAAUGUACAGAAAAGGUUUUCAAUUAUAUGUAAAUUUUCAACUACCGCAUUUUUCGUUGAGAACUAUUGGAUUAGGAUUUGAAACUACCGGAAUCCGGUAGAACUACCGGUUAAAAUAUGCCUUGAUUUGCAUGUGUCUUUGUCAUUUUCCACCAUUUUCACAUACAUUCUCGGUGAAUCCAUUCAGAAUUUUGUGUUGCACAUUUCGUCACAACUCGGAUAUUGUACUUUGAAUGUUAUCCUCUCGUUCGCGUUAUUCUUUUUUCUCGACAUAAUAUACACAUAAAUUUUCUUUCUGUGCCGCGGGCGGUGUAUUUCUGUUUGAUUUUAAGUGGUUUGUAAACAAAACGGCGAGCAGUGAAAUCAAGUUCGUUCAAAGUUCAAUAUCCAAACUCUUAAAUGCGCGACACAUCGCUAAUUUUCUCAAUCGCAUUCUGGGAAAUAAGACUGAAAAUGUUAGGAGAAAAUUUUAUGAAAUCAAUUUUCCAACCAUUGACUUUUGACAAUUUUAUUGGGAACAAAACAAGUCAUAAGCAAUUUCAAGAGGACACACUUGAAAGAAAAAGAUACUCCCAUAUGAAAAUUCACACCGUUCAUUCGAAUCAAAAUACGUUGAAUUAUGAUCGAAAGACUGUCAACGAAUGAUUUUUGUAAGAAAAAAUACAUCGAAUCAAAUCCAAAAAUAUUCCGCUGUGUUACGCAAUCCAUGUUCAUUUUUAAUCUCAACAUGUGUAUGUGGUUCAAACGAUAAUGCGAGGUGGCAUUUGGCGCACUAUCUAUUUAUUUGCUUGCUUUUCACUACAUCGGACUUGAAUAGCGUAUGUAGAAUGAACAAUCGAUCUAAUCGAUUUGCCAUCAACUCAAGUGCACUUGCCUAUUACUUCAUGUAUAUUCAAUGUUUUGAUAUAGUGAUAAUGUCGGAAUGGCCCAUAGUAACGACUCGGGCAGCGAUCACGAGUAUACAUGAGUAUGGGGAAUAGAUAAAAACCAUGUUUUUUCCCCGAAAAGUCACAGAGUCAGCUAUAUUCAUGUAAAAAUGACUGUUUUAUAACGUCCGACAUCAAUCAUGUAUGGCGGUGAUUUCGGAUGCCACUGUGAUAUCUCACAAAAACUAUAACCAAUAAACAAGUAAGACUAUAAAACAAAUGUUGUAGGAAAAAUUUCGAAAAUAGUUGUAAUCUUUGAAUAUUUGUCACGCUACGAAAAAAGGCGGAUAUCUGCGCGUCUGUUUUUUUUCAGUCAUUUUUUCUCGUUAUCAUUCUUUUUUUCUGACCGAAUAGUCGUGUACUUUCAUCGAUUUAUCACGCUUUCAAUGAUUUACUAUCGAACUAUGUCGCACAGUCAAAACGCAACGAAUGCAUUCAUGACUUAGCUGCAAUUUAUUACAACGUCACUUUCAUUCAAGUCACUUUCUUUCGUCUUGAUUAGAGAUCAAAUUACCCUUCUUCGUUGUCGUUUUUAUUCUGAAAGAUGUGUGGCGUGUUUGUUGCUCAACGUUCAAAAAGUUCAAAAUCGACUUUCAACAUUCUAUACCCAUUUCAGUUUACACUCGUAAAAGCCAACCGUAUUUCUGUCAACGUUUGACUGUUGCUGUGACUGUUAGAAUACAUGCAUUGAAUGUGUGACCUGGGCACGUAAAUCGGUGAGAUUGUGUACUAGUGAUAAAUUCUAAGCAAGAAAAGCGCCAGCCAAUCGUCUUCGUGUUGUUUUUUUUGUUGUUGUUGUCCUUUUCUUCUUUUUGAGUAUGUUUGUGUGUGCGUGCAAUUAAAUGAGUGUGUUUGAGUUGUUCAUUAAAAGUAGCGCGGCUUGAGCGUGUAAAUACGUAUUAAUUACCAAAUCAGAUCAGUUAAAACUGUCGUAGCGACCGGUCGCAUUUUCCAAGUACACUUCAUCGUAAACGCGGAAUUUUGUGUUUUUUUUCCUUCGUCUUCUUCUUCCAAUUUCUUCCCCUCACUUCCAUUCGCAACCAUUCGACGCAACCAAAAACUAAUCAAAAAUCAACCGAAUCAGCAAUUACAAUUAAGACUAUUUGCAUUUUAACGUUAAAUCAUCGUGAAUUUUUAAAAUAAAGAAAUGGCGAAGGAGAUUUCCGCUAAAGUGCGACCAGCAUCGGAUUAUUGCACAACAAAACGUGAAGAAGCGGUUAAGCUUCGUAUUGGGAGCGAAGGUGUUGCCGCAUUAGAACCGGUCACAUUACCUUAUGUGUUGUACCGUACGGCCAAGAAUCAUCCAGAUGUGCCAGCGCUGAAACACAAAAAUGCCGAUAAUGUUUGGGAAACCGUUACGUACAGUCAAUAUCGGGAAAAUGUUCUGAAGACCGCCAAAGUAUUCAUCAAAUUAGGCUUAGAACCAAAAAACACCGUCGCCAUCCUGGCAUUUAACUCACCCGAAUGGUUCUACUCGGAAUUAGGUGCUAUUCAUGCUGGUGGACUAGCGGCUGGCGUAUACACAACAAAUUCCCCAGAAGCUGUUUAUCAUGUGCUUGAAAGCUCGAAUGCAAACAUUGUCAUCGUGGAUGACACCAAGCAAAUGGACAAAAUUAAAGAAAUUAAACAUCGUCUGCCAAAUCUCAAAGCAGCCGUCCAAUUGUACGGACCAUAUGAGCCCUACGUCAAACGAGAAGACGGUUACUAUCGGUGGUCAGAGAUCCAAGAAUUGGACUUGAGCGAUGUCGAAGAAGAGUUGGAAAAGCGUAUGGAAAAUAUUUACUCAAAUGAUUGCUGUGUUUUGGUGUACACGUCUGGAACUGUUGGAAAUCCAAAAGGUGUGAUGUUAAGUCACGACAACGUGACAUGGGGCUCGAAUGCGGUGGCUCAUUGUUUGACAAAUAUGGUGAUCGGUGGCGAGAAUUUGAUAUCAUAUCUUCCGCUUAGCCACAUUGCAGCACAGAUGAUUGAUAUUUUCAUUGCGAUAAACUAUGCGGCAACCGUUUAUUUUGCCGACAAAGAUGCUCUGAAAGGUUCUCUCGUGAAAACGCUUCAAGAAGCAAAUCCAACGCGUUUUGUCGGUGUGCCACGUGUUUACGAAAAGAUUUAUGAGAAAAUGACUGCGAUUGGUGCACAAAUUACCGGCAUCAAAAAAUUGAUCAGCACAUGGGCCAAGGGUGUUACAUUACAGCAUUGGCAAGAAGCGAUCGAAGGCAAAGAUUGUCAAUCGCUUCAAUACAAAAUUGCCAAAAAUUUCAUUUUGUCAAAAGUAAAAGGUGCACUGGGAUUGAGUCAAUGCAAACUAUUGAUCACGGCUGCCGCACCAAUGUCCCCAGAAAUUAAGCAAUAUUUCAUGAGCUUGGACUUGCCACUGUUUGAAGCGUUCGGUAUGUCAGAAUCGGGAGGCGCUCACUGUGUGUCCACGUCCGAUUACUUCAAUUUAACAACGAUCGGAAAACCAUUGCCUGGUGUCGAUACAUUGAUUGCAAACAAAGAUGAAAAUGGUCAUGGCGAAGUUUGCAUGCGCGGACGACACGUUUUUAUGGGCUACAUCAACGAACCGGAUAAAACAACAGAGGCACUUGACGAAGACGGCUGGCUACAUUCGGGUGAUUUGGGAUGCAUCGAUCAAAAUGGUUUUAUGUACAUUACGGGUCGAAUCAAGGAGCUGAUCAUCACAGCCGGUGGCGAAAAUAUCCCACCGGUUCAUGUCGAAAAUUUGGUGAGAAAAGAAUUGCCAGCUCUUAGCAAUGCAUUCCUCGUUGGUGACAAACGCAAAUUUCUCACGAUGCUUGUGACUCUUAAGACUGAAAUGGAUCUGGAAAGUGGAGCACCAAAGGAUGAAUUGGCUCCAGACACAAUUUCAUGGUUCAAAACAUUAGGUGUUGAAUAUAAAAAAUUGAGUGAAGUCAUUGAAGCUGGACCCUGUCCAAAGGUAUUCGCUGCAAUAAAUGAAGGCAUUGCUCGUGCCAAUAAGCAUGCAACAUCGAAUGCGCAAAAAAUCCAAAAGUUUACAAUUUUGCCAGCGGACUUCUCCAUACCGACGGGCGAAUUGGGGCCCACACUCAAAGUGAAGCGUAAUGUUGUAUCGAAAAAAUAUGAAGAUACCAUUGAACAGUUCUAUGUGUAAACCGAGUACUGCGUGUGUGUGUUUUCGAAUUUAUGUCACACUUUUCUAUUCGUCGAUAAGUUCUGUCUUAGAAGAUAGUCUGUCUUGAUAGUUUCAAUUUCCUAUUCGUUUUUUUCUCUCUCUAUCGUUUCUUUCUUUUUUUUCCCUACAUAAAUACACCUAGAUAAGCUCAAAACCCUUGUACAAAAAGAAUAUAUACAAAUCAAACAGCGCACACUAAAGCCAAUUAAUAGUUGUUUUUUAACGUGAAAAAAGAGAGAGAGAGAGAGAAUAAGAAGAAGUUUAAGUCGCAAAAAUCAAAAUUCAUGGCAUGAAAUAUUUGUGACGGGGCUAGUUGUAGAACACAAAAUCUAGUUUAUGGUGUAAUAUGACAUCGCUUGUAAAAAGAGUAGCUACAAAAGAAAACAAUCGAUACAAGAAAGAUCGUAAAUAAUUUAGCCAAAAUAAAUUCGCACAAUUGCCAUUUCUACUUAAAUUGUUGUGUUAAGUAUUUAUUUAUUUUUUGUUUGUUCAUUAAUUGAUAAGCGAUAGAUCGAGCGCAUCGAUUUGGUGGAUCAGUGUACCUAAGUUUUUUUUUCGUUUCGUUUUCGGUCAAGAGCUCGUGUUUCUUUUUAUACAUAAUUAUUCAUAGAUGGGCUUGUUUUGGUUGAAUAUUUCUCAUUAAUUUGCAUUCACUUGUUGAAUGCUCGGAAAAACGAAGAAGAAAAAAAAGCACAAAAUUAUCAUUGAUGGUCGUCAAAGUUCACUUUCACUUUCAUUGGCGGCCAUUCAUUGACCAAAUAAGCCAAUUAUGUUAAAGAACAUAAUCAAGAAGAUUUACAUAUCAGCAUAUUACUUAACCGAUAACCGACUGCUUUAAUAUUUAUAGAGAAAAACAAAAACUAGAGAGAAAGAUGUCAAAGUAUAAUUGUCAGAACUGGUGGUCAUUCUGGCCUGGACAAGAAGAUUUUGUAUCGUAUAAGAAGUGAGUCGCAGGGUAAAUUAAAAACAGCAAUUGUUACAAUAUAUUAUAGCGGAUGAUAGAUUUCUUAUUUUAAAUGUAUGGCAAAUUAUUUUCUAAUGGGAACAAUAGUGAUUAAGGUUAAUUCAAUUCACAUAGAUAUAUACUGAAAAUAAAUAUUGAUACAUAAUCUACUGGA
Sitodiplosis mosellana (orange wheat blossom midge) is the source of this 7050-nucleotide messenger RNA. RefSeq names its product very long-chain-fatty-acid--CoA ligase bubblegum (gene bgm). Gene Ontology annotation, molecular function: long-chain fatty acid-CoA ligase activity. Lineage: Eukaryota; Metazoa; Arthropoda; Insecta; Diptera; Cecidomyiidae. The transcript is spliced from 8 exons. Gene Ontology annotation, cellular component: endoplasmic reticulum; membrane. The record is from RefSeq and is a predicted model, not a curated record. The coding region runs from base 3929 to 5911 and encodes 660 amino acids.